GGCGAAUAAAACAAGUGACUACCGUCCUGGUCAUGAUAGACAAAGGCUAGCAGGAGCUUUUUCUGCGCGAGCGCUUGGAAGGAUGUCCAUGCCCCAGAACUUCUUUAACAUCAAAGAGCGUCGUGACAACGACGUCAGAUCGACAAAACCACAAGAGAGAGAACAAGAUGGUCCAUCUACAUCUCGUCUAGGAGGUUGCCAAUUCGAUUGGUCCCCUGAAAAUUGGCCCUUACCACCUCUCAAAACUUUUGACAAAGCGGGAAAAG
Molecule: messenger RNA, 266 nt
Organism: Amoebophrya sp. A25
Lineage: Eukaryota; Dinophyceae; Syndiniales; Amoebophryaceae
Source: the annotation of a GenBank genome assembly